Anopheles cruzii is the source of this 1259-nucleotide messenger RNA. Its product is annotated as serine protease snake-like. The record is from RefSeq and is a predicted model, not a curated record. The transcript has a single exon. Lineage: Eukaryota; Metazoa; Arthropoda; Insecta; Diptera; Culicidae. Gene Ontology annotation, molecular function: serine-type endopeptidase activity. Gene Ontology annotation, biological process: proteolysis. The coding region runs from base 1 to 891 and encodes 296 amino acids.
AUGACCAGUGUUUUGGGUCUCUUUCUAGAGUGUGAAACUUAUCGCCAGAUUAUAACCAGAAAACAAAGCUUGAUCCCGCUGACGAUCACACCGACACCGAUCGUGUACGAGAUAUACAAUUGCACCAACGUCGUCCAGCUGAUUGUGGGAGGUGAGCAGGCCAAGUAUGGCGAGUUCCCACAUCACGCACUGCUCGGAUAUCCGCGCGAAACCGACAGCUCGCAGUACGACUUCCGGUGCGGUGGAACACUGAUCAGCGAUCGACACGUCCUGACCGCCGCUCACUGUUUCUCGGAGGGCGACCCGGCGGUGGUCCGCUUGGGCGAGUAUGAUACGGCGAACGUGUCGGACGAGGAAGUCCAGUUCGGUAUCGCGCGUGUACGGAAACAUCCACAGUAUUCGAACACCCGAUCGUACCAUGAUAUCGCUUUAAUACGGCUCGAUCGCCAGGUAUGGCUGACGAAGUACGUGCGGCCGGCGUGUCUGUGGGAUUCUGAAAGCCGUAACAUAACGAGAUACGUGGCCACUGGAUUCGGCUACAACGAGACCAUUGGCAUCGAGCUGUCUACGACGAUGAUGAAGGUACAGCUGGACGAGUUCCCGGUGGAUGAUUGUGCGCGAGCAUUCGCCGGACAAAAGCGCUUUCGGAACGGGGUACAAGCUGGCCAAAUAUGUGUUGGAAGCAUAGUCGGUGGAAAGGAUACGUGUCAGGGCGACUCCGGGGGUCCUCUACAAGUUUUGGCCAAUCCGAAAACCUGCAUCUAUCAUGUAGUCGGCAUCACGUCGACGGGCGGUGCCUGCGGUGUGGGCCACUCGAAGGCCAUCUACACGAAGGUAUCGUACUAUCUGGACUGGAUCGAGGAUAACGUUUGGGGUGCCAACGUUCUAUGAAGGGCCGCGAGCGGCUUGCGCAGAAUCUAGUGAGCAUAUCCUAUGGACGACCGCUUGUGACGUGACGUAGAAUGACAAAUCAAAACUAAUUAUUCUAAUAAUAUAAUAUCAGAUCAGGAGAGCGGGAGCUUAAAGUUUCCGGUCUAUAGUUGAGCUCAGAUUCAAUAACUAAAACCUAUCCCAUACGCGAAUUAGUUGACUUCACAGAUGACCAAACUGGUCACUACCGUUGUUGCCAGACCCGUCUCUCGAUGCCACAAUGAAAUCGCACACAUCCCGUCCCCAAACAAUGCACACAACAAGAGAGGGACAACUGUGGUGAAUGUUGGCACAUAAAUAUGACCAAUAAAGAAUACGAUUUCAUAGGU